Sciurus carolinensis (gray squirrel) is the source of this 207-nucleotide messenger RNA. RefSeq names its product guanine nucleotide-binding protein G(I)/G(S)/G(O) subunit gamma-10-like. The record is from RefSeq and is a predicted model, not a curated record. The coding region runs from base 1 to 207 and encodes 68 amino acids. Lineage: Eukaryota; Metazoa; Chordata; Mammalia; Rodentia; Sciuridae. Gene Ontology annotation, cellular component: heterotrimeric G-protein complex. Gene Ontology annotation, biological process: G protein-coupled receptor signaling pathway. The transcript has a single exon. Gene Ontology annotation, molecular function: G-protein beta-subunit binding.
AUGUCUUCCGGGGCCAGCGUGAACACCCUGCAGAGCCUAGUGGAGCAGCUCAAGCUGGAGGCCGGCGUGAAGCAGAUCAAGGUCUCUCAGGCUGCUGCAGAGCUUCAGCAGUACUGCAUGCAGAAUGCCUGUAAGGAUGCUCUGCUGCUCUGUGUUCCAGCUGGAAGCAACCCCUUCCGAGAGCCCAGGUCCUGUGCUUUACUCUGA